Messenger RNA from Callithrix jacchus (white-tufted-ear marmoset), 2019 nucleotides. It is a transcript of the gene RMND5B, whose product is annotated as required for meiotic nuclear division 5 homolog B. Lineage: Eukaryota; Metazoa; Chordata; Mammalia; Primates; Cebidae. Gene Ontology annotation, cellular component: GID complex; nucleus; cytoplasm. The record is from RefSeq and is a predicted model, not a curated record. Gene Ontology annotation, biological process: proteasome-mediated ubiquitin-dependent protein catabolic process. Gene Ontology annotation, molecular function: ubiquitin protein ligase activity; protein binding.
AGGCUCGGCGGCCGGGCGCAAAGCCGCGCGGGCCCGUGGGACGGCCACCCCUCCGCGAAACGUCAGUGGGCGGGCCCGGGCCGAGGAUCAACCGCCGCAGCUUCCGGUUCCGAUGACAGCGGCGCUGGAAGCCGGGGCCAGGGCUACUGGGCGAGUUGUCGGUCCCGGGCCGGGAGCUGGAGUCCCAGACUCAUAGGUCCCGGCCCAGCCCUCGAAGAGCCGCCUCUGCCGGGGUAGUCGCUCGGCCUGAGUCCAGUCGUCGUGCUACGGCGCUGGGUCGGAGGUGAGCAGGCCGAGGCCACCAUGGAGCAGUGUGCAUGCGUGGAGAGAGAGCUGGACAAGGUCCUGCAGAAGUUCCUGACCUACGGGCAGCACUGUGAGCAGAGCCUGGGGGAGCUGCUGCACUACGUGGGCCAGCUGCGGGCUGAGCUGGCUGGUGCAGGUCUCCAGGGGACCCCUCUCUCGGCCACCCUCUCUCUGGUGAUGUCACAGUGCUGCCGAAAGAUCAAAGAUACUGUGCAGAAACUGGCUUCGGACCAUAAAGACAUUCACAGCAGUGUAUCCCGAGUGGGCAAAGCCAUUGACAGGAACUUCGACUCUGAGAUCUGUGGUAUUGUCUCAGAUUCGGUGUGGGAUGCACGGGAGCAGCAGCAGCAGCAGAUCCUGCAGAUGGCCAUCGUGGAACACUUGUACCAGCAGGGCAUGCUCAGUGUGGCCGAGGAGCUGUGCCAGGAAUCAAUGCUGAAUGUGGACUUGGAUUUCAAGCAGCCUUUCUUAGAGCUGAAUCGAAUCCUGGAAGCCCUGCACGAACAAGACCUGGCUCCUGCGUUGGAAUGGGCCGUCUCCCACAGGCAGCGCCUACUGGAGCUCAACAGCUCCCUGGAGUUCAAGCUACACCGACUGCACUUCAUCCACCUCCUGGCGGGAGGCCCUGAGAAGCAGCUGGAGGCCCUUAGCUAUGCCCGGCACUUUCAGCCCUUUGCUCGGCUGCACCAGCGGGAGAUCCAGGUGAUGAUGGGCAGUCUGGUGUACCUGCGGCUGGGUUUGGAGAAGUCACCCUACUGCCACCUCCUGGACAACAGCCACUGGGCAGAGAUCUGUGAGACCUUUACCCGGGAUGCCUGUUCCCUGCUGGGGCUUUCUGUGGAGUCCCCCCUCAGUGUCAGCUUUGCCUCUGGCUGUGUGGCACUGCCCGUGUUAAUGAACAUCAAGGCUGUGAUUGAACAGAGGCAGUGCACUGGGGUCUGGAGUCACAAGGACGAGUUACCGAUUGAGAUUGAACUAGGCAUGAAGUGCUGGUACCACUCUGUGUUUGCUUGCCCCAUCCUCCGCCAGCAGACGUCAGAUUCCAACCCUCCCAUCAAGCUCAUCUGUGGCCAUGUUAUCUCCCGAGAUGCACUCAAUAAGCUCAUUAAUGGAGGAAAGCUGAAGUGUCCCUACUGUCCCAUGGAGCAGAACCCGGCAGAUGGGAAACGCAUCAUAUUCUGAUUCCUACCUGGAAGUUUGUUGAAAGCAGUUUUCACCUAUGAGCCUUGCUCUGUCUCAGUAGGGUGGUUAGCUUCAGUGGACUGUGGUUGGUUUGAGUGCUUGGCUGAGGAGUUCUGUGGAGGGUAGGAUUGCAGCAGCCCUUUGGCAAAGGCUGAGGAGGGAGACGGACCAGCCCACACCUGGCAGCUGGCUCUGUGGCAUAAGGAAAGGGAGAUGCUGGCCUCUCUGCUGCUGCUGUGUCUUCCUGUUUCUAUUUGCCCUUGACUUAGUAGCAACCAACAGAGUGGCAAAGGACCUGGUCUUUAGCAGCAGACAUCCUUCCAUGCCUGCACUCAGCCAGGUCUCUUGCUGCCAUGCCAGUGCUAUGUCCACCCUUGUCCCUCGGCCCAGGGGUGUCCAGUGGUGGCCCACAUCUUCCUCCCGCUGUACAGCCUCAACUGUUAUGUACCAUCUCCCACUGUAAAUAGUCCCAGUUAGAACGGAAUGCCGUUGUUUUAUAACUUUGAACAAAUAUAUUCACUGCCCUUCUCA